AUGGGAAUAACGAGCAAUUGUAUGCUUAAUGUACUUUGGGCCUCAUCUGGCGCCAUCGAAUUUACCUGUUUGUUAGAAAUUUUUGACGUAGUGAACCAUUAUUUGACUAAGAUAUCAAAAUUUGAAACACUUCAUAAUCCUCCAUAG
Messenger RNA from Funneliformis caledonium, 147 nucleotides. The record is from the annotation of a GenBank genome assembly. NCBI's taxonomy places the organism in Eukaryota, Fungi, Glomeromycota, Glomeromycetes, Glomerales, Glomeraceae.